GUCCCGCCCAAACUCGGCUUGAGCUUUCCUCCUUGUAUCACAGGUCACAGCCAUGGCCUCCCAUGAAAUCGACAACCCUCCCUCUCAAGUCAAGGCCCUGGCGGCCUUCCUCAUUUGCCGCCACUCCCACCAGCUCCGCUCCAUCGCUCUCUCCCCCGACCCCAAGCUUCACUACCCUCUCUACGUCGAUUUUGCAGAGCUAAUGGACGACGACCCACCUCUCGCGCAAUCGGUCUUCUCCCAACCCACCGAGCACUUGCGGUUUUUCGAUGAUGCUGCUGUUUGGGCUCAUAGAAUAGUUUUGGGGGAUUUGAAAGGUUGCAAAAGUGGGAUUGAGAAGAAAUUCAUUCAUGUUCGUAUAAACGUCAGCGGUUCCCCGCUCGAAUGUCCUGAGACUUUUCCGAGCAUUGGAAGCGUCAGAGUGAAACAUCGCGGGAUUCUUCUUACUCUCAAAGGGACGGUGAUCCGGUCCGGAGCAAUCAAGAUGUAUGAAGGGGAGAGAUGGUAUAUAUGCCAGAAAUGCAACCACAAAUUCCUAGUUUAUCCUGAGCUGGAAGCUAGAAACUCAAUAUCACUACCGUCAUUUUGCCCGUCUCAGAGGUCUAAAGCCUGCGAAGGCACAAAGUUCAAGGAAUUAGAAGAUUCUAUAAUACGCCAUGAUUAUCAGGAAAUCAAAAUCCAAGAGAGCACACAGGUGUUGGGUGUUGGGUCCAUUCCUCGUUCAAUUCCUGUCAUAUUGAAGGAUGAUCUUGUUGACGUUGUUAAAGCUGGAGAUGACGUGAUCGCUACUGGGAUCCUAACUGCAAAGUGGUCUUCAGACUUAAAAGACGUGCGAUGUGACCUUGAUCCCAUACUAAUUGCUAAUCAUGUUAGGAGAACCAAUGAGCUGAAGUCUGACAUUGAUAUACCUGAUGAUGUUAUUAUGAAAUUCAAGCAGUUCUGGUCAGAUUUCAAAGGUACCCCAUUAAAAGGGAGAAAUGCCAUUCUGCAACGUAUUUGCCCACAAGUUUUUGGACUCUUCACUGUGAAGCUUGCAGUUGCACUAACACUUAUUGGAGGUGUGCAACAUGUUGAUGCUUCUGGGACAAAGGUUCGAGGAGAGUCUCAUUUGCUGCUGGUUGGUGAUCCAGGUACUGGCAAGUCUCAGUUCUUAAAAUUUGCUGCAAAAUUGAGCAACCGCUCUGUUAUCACUACUGGGUUAGGAAGCACUAGUGCUGGAUUGACUGUCACUGCAGUCAAAGAUGGAGGAGAGUGGAUGUUGGAAGCUGGAGCACUUGUUCUUGCAGACGGAGGGAUUUGUUGUAUAGAUGAAUUUGAUAGCAUGAGAGAACAUGACAGGUCAACCAUACAUGAAGCCAUGGAGCAGCAGACCAUAAGUGUUGCCAAGGCUGGUCUUGUAACGACUCUCAGCACUAGAACAAUCGUAUUUGGUGCAACGAAUCCUAAGGGACAUUACGAUCCUGAUCAAUCUCUGUCUGUCAAUACGACACUCUCUGGUCCCUUAUUGAGCAGAUUUGAUAUUGUUCUUGUCCUCUUGGAUACAAAGAAUCCGGAAUGGGAUGCAGUUGUUUCAUCUCAUAUUCUUGCUGAGGGUGAAUCAGAUAAAGGCAAGCAUGACGAGGAUCCAACAAAGAUCUGGCCACUUCCUAUGCUUCAGAGGUACAUUCACUUUGUAAAAGGAUACUUCAGACCGGUCCUAACAAAGGAAGCUGAAAAAGUUAUUUCAAGCUAUUAUCAACUCCAAAGAAAAUCCGCAACUGAUAAUGCAGCUAGGACAACCGUUCGCAUGCUGGAGAGUUUGAUACGCCUAGCUCAAGCACAUGCAAGACUGAUGUUCCGAAAUGAGGUGACACGACUAGAUGCCAUCACAGCCAUUUUGUGUAUUGAAUCAUCCAUGACUACCUCAGCUAUAGUGGACAGUGUUGGAAAUGCCCUGCACUCCAAUUUUGCUGAAAACCCUGAUCAAGAAUAUACCAAGCAAGAAAGGGUGAUUCUUGGAAAGCUCAGAUCAAUAGACGAUUUUCCUGACAUAAAAAGCAUGUAGGCAUCCAGCUGACCAACUGGCUGUAGUCGAUGACCUCAGGCAAGGCUUUAUUUACUCUUAACCAAAAGUAGGGAAAAAAAAAUUUCAUUAGUUACCCCCAACAAUAUUUGUUGCUUAUGCCGGUUAAAUGUCGUUCUAUGGGUCAUUUAUGUGGGUAUUUUUGUCUGAUUUGGUGACGGUGCUACAUUUAAAUGGAUGGUUUAUGAUGUAUAUUUCAUAUUUGGUUGAUAUUGAAAUAUUCUCUAUUUACAAGUUAAUUGUAAUCAAAUCUUAGGAUU
Molecule: messenger RNA, 2322 nt
Organism: Alnus glutinosa
Lineage: Eukaryota; Viridiplantae; Streptophyta; Magnoliopsida; Fagales; Betulaceae
Product: probable DNA helicase MCM9
Exons: 20
Coding region: 53-2044 (663 amino acids)
Biological process (GO): DNA replication; double-strand break repair via homologous recombination
Cellular component (GO): nucleus; MCM complex
Molecular function (GO): single-stranded DNA helicase activity; ATP hydrolysis activity; ATP binding
Source: RefSeq, a predicted model, not a curated record